Messenger RNA from Anoplopoma fimbria (sablefish), 4366 nucleotides. RefSeq names its product collagen type XXIII alpha 1 chain a (gene col23a1a). The record is from RefSeq and is a predicted model, not a curated record. Bases 13 to 1878 code for a protein of 621 amino acids. NCBI's taxonomy places the organism in Eukaryota, Metazoa, Chordata, Actinopteri, Perciformes, Anoplopomatidae. The transcript is spliced from 33 exons.
CAGGAUUUCAACAUGGAUACAGCUGGAGACUCUAUCGGGGAAAGUAAGCCGGUGUAUCAGUGUGCUCCCAAGUCCGCGGUCCAGCGGUGGCUCCCAGGUUUCCCCAUCGCCCUGUGCUUGCUGAUGUCCCUGAGCUCCAUCACCGUGUGUCUUCUGAUGAGCCUCAAGACCUACCAGCUGGAGAGCCGCCUGCUGAUGGAGAUGGACAAAGCGUCCGUCCUCCACCCUCCGCGCACAGCUUGUCUAAACCAGGAUGGGACUCUUAUUCCAGAGCUGAGCACCUCAGUAGGGAGGCUCGUUGAAGAGCAAAUGGUGGUGCUGAUGCCUAAACUGCGCACAACCAGGGAUGUUGGCCAAGAGUGCUCCUGUCCUCCAGGGCCUCCAGGAAAGCGUGGAAGGAUAGGACGAAAAGGGGACACUGGACUGCCUGGCAAGGCUGGACGGGAUGGAUACCCGGGUCCUCUUGGCAUGGAUGGGAAACCAGGUUUUCCAGGUCCCAAGGGAAGCCAGGGACCAGCCGGACCCAAGGGAGAAAAGGGUGACCAAGGAGACGUUGGACCAAGGAUGGUCUUCCCCAGACAUGAUCAUGGCUUUCUCUCUGGAGAUCAGUCCAAUAGUUUUCAGAGACGCUUUCUGAAGGGUGAUCAAGGCCAAGCUGGACCCGCUGGUCCUCCUGGUCCUCCCGGUCCUCCAGGUCCCCGAGGCCCCCCUGGGAACACAGGCAAGGACGGGCCACGUGGCCCUUCUGGCGAGCCGGGUUUUCCAGGACGUGAUGGCGUUGAUGGGCCACAAGGAUCACCUGGGAAGCCGGGAGAAGAUGGUGAGCCCGGCCAUCCAGGAUCACAGGGUCCUCCAGGAGCGAAGGGUGUGUCCGGCAUGGGAGAAAAGGGAGAGAGAGGCAUGGAGGGAUUCCCGGGAAUGAAGGGAGACAAAGGGGAAAUAGGAGAACAAGGACAACAGGGACCCAUGGGUUAUCCUGGUGAAAAAGGCACAAAAGGCUCCUCCGACAUCAUCGACUUCAAUGGGAAGCUUCUAGAUGCUUUCCAGGCCAUCAACACCAUCAGUGUUUCGGGUCCACCUGGACCACCUGGACCCCCAGGCCCUUCAGGGGAAAAGGGUGAGCUUGGUUUACCUGGGCUAGCAGGAGUCGAUGGGGAGAAGGGACCUAAAGGUGACAUGGGUGAGACCGGAACGCCUGGCGAGAGAGGAGAGAAGGGAGAGAUGGGUCUCUCUGGGCCUGCUGGUAUGGACGGACACAAAGGAGAGAAAGGCAACUGCAGAAUGGACGACAACCUGGUUCAGAUGAUUUCGCAGCCAGGCCCACCUGGCCCACCAGGGGUUCCCGGGUCCCCUGGAUCUACGGGGCUCCAUGGUAUGCCUGGUCCUAAGGGUGAGCCUGGAUUCGGGAUAAAGGGAGAGAAAGGGGAGUCUGGUGCUCCUGGACCCAAAGGAUUCGACGGUCUCCAGGGCCCAACUGGGUCUGCAGGGUUAGUGGGUCUUCCAGGUGCGAAGGGAGACAAAGGCAGACCAGGAGAGCCUGGACUAGACGGUUUCCCGGGUCUGAUGGCAGAAAAAGGUGAUCGAGGGGAAAGAGGAGACAAGGGUGACCGGGGAUCAGUGGGAAAGAGGGGUCUAAAGGGCCAGAAGGGAGAGCAGGGUCCUCCAGGCCUGGACCAGCCCUGUCCUGUGGGUUGUAAAGAUGUGUCUAAAGGGGCAGGGCUUUCUUCUCCUCCAUCUCCUCCUCUUCCUCCUUCCGGCCAUGAGGCCCCCUGUCCUGUGGGACAGGAUGGGCUGCCAAUACCAGGCUGCUGGCACAAGGGGCAUUUUGAGGAAAUGGCAAGGCAGAAGCUCAAACGCAAGCGUCUCUCCCAGCCCUGAAGAGGUGUUGGGCCUGGUGGAGAAAGGCCACAUAAACAGGCAGAGAGCACAAGGGCAGAUUGGCCUUUAUGAAGCAGAGUGAGCCAUGUAAUGACUCACAGACAAACUGAACACUCACACCCUCCGCUAUGGAAACUCUCCGGGAGGAGGGGCGACAGAGAACCCUGCAUUUCCACCUUCACCUGAGAAGUAAAGACACACCUGAGGCUGAUGUUGUUGCACAAUAGCUUCAUCACCAGUCAAAGUUAUUUUGGAGGCACUGACGUCACUGGCACAUAGGAAAGGAUUUACUGCACAGACGCGUUGAACAAGUUGUGGUGAUCUCUUGUAUGGUUCUUUUGUAAAGGUUUUCACUAGUUAAAUGCAUGAUCAUAACAAAGCACAGUGUUGUUAAGCAUCCAGACAGCUUUAUGACUCCCUGACUGAAAGCUUGAACUAAAUUAGAUUCACUUUAAUUUUCAAUAAGUGGUCUUUAAUAGUCUUUUCAUUUGAACAAGCCACUCAGAAAAGUCAGUAAGUCUACCUUUUUUAAGACUUGCACUUGUGGGAGUGGUGACUUGUUUUUCUUUUGUUAUAUUCGUACCAGUUUUUGUCCAGUUACAUUUUGCAUUCCUGUGCAUUGCCAUGUUUGUGGAAUAUAUAGAUAGUGAAAUUUCAAGGCCAGAGUUGAAGGAACUAUUUGCAGUAUUAGUUAUAAACAAGUAUUGUCUUGCCUUGACAAAUAAUUGCCAGUCAAAUUAUUUUUCUCUAUAAUUUUGCUGCAUUUUAACUGAUCAUUAUCCUUUAAUCAUUGAUGAAGACAUGUUUGAUUUACUGUUGCCAGUUUGCUCCGGACAGUGUAAGUUAUGCUGCUGACUUAAAUGUGUGUUGUUUGUUUGAUAUUUUUUUAUCAAUAUAAUUAUUUGGACUGGAGGACUAACAGACUACAGGAUGAAAUUUGAAUCAAAUGUAUACACAACCUUUGUUUUGGGGGUAGUUUGUUGUUUUUAUCCCAGCAGUACUCCUUAGGAUAAUGGUUUAUAACUGUCAGUUAUUUUGCAUUUUGAGUUUGUGCUUUUUUCAAUUAUCACAAAAAAGUUUCAAGUCUUUACCAUCAGAUGACUUUUUCUGGUGUGUUUUUGUCUUUCAAAUACAUUUUUCUCAGAUGGAAUAACUCCUUGGUGCUUAUAUACUUUAAUGUACCUGUUUUAAAGCUAUACUCUGAAUAUCCAUUUGCAAGACCACACACAUGUCAAAUGUAACACAUAUAUCAUUGUUUAAAGGAAUGUUGAACAUAAAGAAAACUUGGGUUUACUGAUGUACUAUUAUCAAAUAGUUGGCUACAUGUAUACAGGACAGAGAUUACGUGGAAUCAUUAUUUGGUUCUGUUUACAUGAACAGAAAUACAUACACAUGAAUGGAAAAUUCUGGCUACGUUUUUAUAUUGGAUGUCUGUAUAUUCUACAUAGAUAUUAGUUGGACUUUUUGAUACAAUAUGAAUAGCAUUCAGCAAUAUACUAUCUGGUCGAUCGCUAGGUAUGACUGACGAUCAAUCACUUACAACAUGUUCAUUGUUAGCCUGGAUAUUAACAAUCAGAACGUUUUUAUUGAUUGAUGAUCUUAAUUCCACAUGGACAUACAGGCUGCUAAACAUUGUUAAUUCCAAUUCUUGACCACAACCACAACAGGUUUUUUUUCUAAAUAUGAUUUUACACAAGAUCUUCAAAUUAAUCAAGAAUAUCACAAAUGGACAUGUAUAUGGAUAUUUGUAAUUCCAAUGAUGUACUUGCAGCAGAAGGAUAACAGUGUUUGUUUAUAGUUAUUACUGAAUCAAGUAAUCACACAGUACAUUGGUAAUGCUGACUUUCUCCUAAUCAAUUUGUAAUUAAACAUUUCCACUAGCGGGCUCGUAAUUACUUUUCCAAUGAUAUAGGCCAAAUAUCAGUGCAAAAUUGAAUUACUGACAUCAAUUAAUUCAUUUUCAUAUCAGAGAAAAAUUUGAUGAACAGUCCCACUAAAGAGAGACCAGUAGGCUACAUCACAUAUUACACCUAUACUGCACCACUCAUUUAUGAAGUUAAAGGUUUUCUAGAGACGUUUUCUAUAAAAAUCUGAAAUGAGUUGCAUUUUAUUAAAAUAAAACAGAAUAGCGGGCAUACAAACUUUAUUUGAGAAUCAUUAAAAAAAAUGUUGAAAACAGAAUGGUUUAAUGAUCGAUAUAGUUCUUAGCCUCAUUUCACUGAAAGCUGAUGGUUAUCUGCCACUUAACGUUAUCAUAUGUGUUUAUUUCUUUUGCAGAUUCUAUCGAUUUCAGUUUUAAGGCGUAAUGGAGUCAGUAAAUGGCACAGUGUCUGAAUACAGAUGUGUGUUUUAGUCAUACUCAGUCUCAAAGUAUUAGCUUGAUUUUGUGAGAAUGACUUUUGGUUGUGUAUUUGGUUGUAAAGGAAUUAAGCUAUUUUUGUAAUUACUUGUCUAAAAAUGUACAACGUGAAAUUUGGUCAAUUAAACU